AUGGUUCGAACAAUCCAAUGCACACCUCAUGCCGGUCUCCCCAAGGUCUGGCUUGGAUUCGGCGAGAUUGGACACCGCCAGUCUCAACUCCAAGCAAAGCAAGACUCUUACUUCAAUCAAAUUGCCCCAGAUAUCAGAUUCGUGCAUCGCGAUGACCAGGUAAGCUUCUGGGAUCUCCACCGUGACGUCUUGUUCCGACAAGCCCAAUGGUUUCCUUGGAAGUACAAGGACCAAACCGUUCGUGAAUUUGUCCUGCCAUCUAUUGUGCAGUUAGAUCAAGUCCCCAAGCUCAUGCAGUUCCUCUACACUGGAGAUUACUCAAUCGAGCGAGAGGACCUCCGUCGUUAUAAGAUGUCAGAGAACCCUCAGGCAUGUAUUAACUGCCCCCAGCUGGCUACGUUGCUGUAUAUCCAUUCGGACAUGGUCCGCACUGCUAGUUUCCUUGGAAUUAAGGAUCUUCAGACUUUGGCCUUUGUCCGGUUCCGAGCCCUCCUCGACGCUGCCCCUGUCAGUGUUCUGCGCCACGCUAUUCGCCAGGUGUAUAGCCAUGGCCGUAUGUGCCCUGCUACACAUCACUCCAAUGGAUUCCCCAUGUUGUCAAUGGCCAGCUGUGACUACCGGCCUCAAAUGGUGCUUCCUGCUGUUCUCCGUUGGUGUGGAUACUACCGUCUGCACCCCGAAUGGAUUUUUGUAAAUGGUCGUCUGAAGCAUUUUGGUGAGCAGCAGUUCACUCAACUGCGCCAGAACUUGCCUGAGUUUGAUGCUCAUCUGACUCGAGGUCUAUUUUUGGAUACUAUUGACGCGACUGUACCAAUAAUGCUCUUGUACGGCGAGUCUCGACCCAUUCGAACCGUUGAUCCGACUAAUCGACCUGAGAUCAUGUCAAUGAAGUCGAACACAUGUCGAUCAAACUACCAGUACGCCACCUUCUUGCAGCCGCUGCCUUUCGAGAGCCCUAAGAAUAUGCAGGAGCAGGAGCUGGUCGACUCUGAUACGGAGAUGUCUAACUCGCCCGAGGAUGACCAGGAACCGCUCCUGGAAGAGGAGGAGUGUCAGCAAUCCCUCUCUGCGAACCGUCGCAUCACUAGGUUAAUGGCUAGAAUGACUAACAAGAAGUCGGCAAUUGCGGCUAACACAAAGUUGCGAGUUGCAAAGAAGCAGCAAAAGACUACAAAGAGCGUAGUGCGACCUCCAAAGAACUUCACUCCGGCUCAGGCUACUCGUUUUCUCGCUCAAACACAUUUCAAUAAUUUCCGAUCUGCGAAAACACUAGAUCGGUCUCAAUCCAAUUUCCCUGCUGCUACUACUGAUAAUAGUCACUCCCACAUCCCCACACUUGAAGAGGUCAACGCUGACAAUCAUCUGCAGAACAUUGGCACUAAUAUCGAUCUGGAUAACGUUCGCUGGACAGAGUAUCUGAAUGCUCCUCUCACGGUAGCUCAUUUGGCACUGGCAAACAAAGGCCUGCAGACUGCUGUGGCCCGGAUCCCCAGCUUACCUGCUAAUGAUUUUGGUAGCGGGCUGCAGAACUUGGCCAGCCACAGAGACAACCACAUCUUGAAGAACUUGUUCAACGGCCCAAGUGAACCAAGGCUUACUGGAGUGGAUGCUCUGCUUAAUGCUUCCCCUACCUCCUUGAACACCUCCCUGAAUGACCUCGCUAACCUUGACAUCCAGGUGUCUAACAAACCCAUUGGGAACCUACCCGAUGUAGACCUUCACGACUGGUUUAGCUCCGAGGUUCUGAGCAAGUCAGAGGCUAAUAUCUCAGGUGGUAUCAUCUUCCCAGGCAUUGACCAUACCGGCGUUGGCCUUAGCCUUCCCGCCAUCACGCAAGAAAUUUCCCCAGAGUGGACAACCAGCGAAGAAGUCACCAUCUUCCGCAUGCACGCCCCAGAGCGAGAGAAAAUCCUCUGGCCUGACGAGAUUAACCUCGAUUUCCGAAAUGGAACACAGGCGCCAGCUCAAGACUCCGGCUUUGACGACUUUGAGAAAACAUUCUGGAACGACACCGUUGGACAUGGACUGACUUGGGUUCCGGCCGGCAUGUCUCACCACGAUUACUGUAUUGACCUUUUGUGCCAGAUCCUUGAAAUGCUUGAGGAUGAUGGUUUGACUACUCGGCCUGAAGCGAUGGUUAACUACAUGAUGCAGAUUUUCCCUGAUGUUGAUAUGUCGGUGAUGGUUCAGAACUUGAUCGAUGCUCUCCCUGAAGAGUAUAAAUUUCCCAAUAUUGCACUCCGUGACAACACUUAUACUGAGCAGAAUGCGCAGAGCAGUGGCUCAGAGCAGUCUGAGACUCUGACUGAUCAGAUUGAGGCUUUAACUGAUGCUGAUCGGGCCGAGUAUGGCUCCGAUGCAAGCUCUUUCGAAAAUAGUGAGUGA
Messenger RNA from Penicillium antarcticum, 2385 nucleotides. RefSeq lists its product as uncharacterized. Gene Ontology annotation, molecular function: protein binding. The record is from RefSeq and is a predicted model, not a curated record. Bases 1 to 2385 code for a protein of 794 amino acids. NCBI's taxonomy places the organism in Eukaryota, Fungi, Ascomycota, Eurotiomycetes, Eurotiales, Aspergillaceae. The transcript has a single exon.